AUGUUGUGUGCAAUCUCAGGAGAGGCCCCCCAGCAGCCUGUUGCGUCGCGCAAGAGCGGCAACGUCUUCGAAAGAAGAUUGAUCGAAACAUACAUCUCCGAGAACGGCACGGAUCCGGUGACUGGAGAGGACCUCACAGUCGAGGACCUGGUCGAGCUCAAACAAGCUCGCGUAGUUCGCCCUAGACCCCCGACCUUGACCUCGAUCCCCGCUCUUCUUUCCACUUUCCAGAACGAAUGGGAUGCCCUCAUCCUCGAGACAUAUCAGCUCAAGCAGCAACUGGCCGAGACCCGCCAGGAACUCAGUACCGCCCUCUACUACAGCGACUCCGCCGAGAAAGUUAUCGCACGUCUACAAAAAGAGAGAGAUGAAGCUAGAGAUGCUUUGGCCAGAAUCUCCGUUACUUCGACUUCGAAUGGGGCAAAUGGAGAUGCUAUGCAGGUGGAUGGACAAGGCUUGCCCAAGGCCAUUGUCGCAAAGAUUGAGCAAACACAGACAGAAUUGUCGUCAACUCGACGAAAGCGCCCGACACCUGAGGGCUGGGCAACCCCCGAUUCUCUGCAGGCCAUGCAAUCCACCCAGAACUCGGAGCCCUUGUACCCUGGAGGCCGCUCGAUUGCUGUCAACGAGACAGGCGACUUGGCACUUGUUGGAGGAAGCGACGGCGUGGUUGGUGUCUACUCAGUAUCACAAAGGCAGGUUGUGCAGACAUUGAAGUGUGGUGGUGGUUCUGUUACCGAUGCUGUCUGGUGCGGCAACAAGCCUGUGGUUGCCCUCUCGACUGGAGCGAUCAAGGUGUUCGACAACGAAGCCGAGGUUGCUAGCUUUGACCGCCAUGCAGGUGCAGUCAGUGCAGUCGCUCUGCACCCAUGCGGAGACAUCCUGGCAUCGGUCGGCGUGGACAAGAGCUACGUUCUCUAUGAUCUGCAGUCGCUUCAAACCAUCACCCAGGUCUCUACUGAUUCCGAACUCACCACUGCUGCUUUCCACCCCGACGGUCACCUGUUCGCAGCCGGCAGCAGCAAGGGAACGAUCAAGCUCUUCGAUGUCAAGACGUCAGAGAACGUGGCCAACUUCGAUUCAACCUUCGGACAAUCACCUCUUCAGACAGUAUCCUUUUCAGAGAACGGCACAUGGCUUGCGUCGGCAGUACAAGGCCAGACCAGUGUUAGUGUCUGGGACUUGCGCAAGAUGGCAGAGAUCAAGGCGAUCGACUUGGGCACAGUCGUGACAGGAGUCAGCUGGGACUACACUGGACAGUACCUCGCAGCAUGCGGACAAGGAUUUGUGGCAGUUGAGCACUACUCAAAGGGCUCGAAGAGUUGGUCAGAGCUGGUUAGAAGGGCACUGAACGCAGUUGAUGUGAAAUGGGGACCCAAGGCACAGAGCAUUGUUGCAUUGGCGACCGAUGGUAGCGUCAGCGUCUUGUCGUCGUAA
Molecule: messenger RNA, 1437 nt
Organism: Aureobasidium namibiae CBS 147.97
Lineage: Eukaryota; Fungi; Ascomycota; Dothideomycetes; Dothideales; Saccotheciaceae
Product: WD40 repeat-like protein
Exons: 5
Coding region: 1-1437 (478 amino acids)
Biological process (GO): mRNA splicing, via spliceosome; protein ubiquitination; DNA repair
Cellular component (GO): U2-type catalytic step 1 spliceosome; cytoplasm; Prp19 complex
Molecular function (GO): ubiquitin protein ligase activity; protein binding
Source: RefSeq, a predicted model, not a curated record